Messenger RNA from Trematomus bernacchii (emerald rockcod), 7988 nucleotides. RefSeq names its product sodium/calcium exchanger 2-like. Gene Ontology annotation, cellular component: sarcolemma; postsynapse; axon. The record is from RefSeq and is a predicted model, not a curated record. Gene Ontology annotation, biological process: sodium ion transmembrane transport; calcium ion import across plasma membrane; cell communication. The transcript is spliced from 17 exons. NCBI's taxonomy places the organism in Eukaryota, Metazoa, Chordata, Actinopteri, Perciformes, Nototheniidae. Bases 279 to 3236 code for a protein of 985 amino acids. Gene Ontology annotation, molecular function: calcium:sodium antiporter activity.
AGCACAGAGGACAGUUGUCUCUCAUUCAUCCUAACAGCAGAUAGUGCUCGCUGCUCCGCGUGUCCGGCACGAGAACACCAGGGCAGCUCGACCCCAUGACUUUGGUUUGGCCUACAGUGAGUAGGAGCAACCCAGGUGGAUCAAGAUUUGAAGAAAGAAACCAGAACUAGUGGUGAGCUAGUCACACCGCCCUCAGCUCUACGCAGUAUCUCCCCCCCCCCCCACCUCCCUCUUCCUCAGCCUAUCCCCGCUGUCUUCUUGUGGGACAACACGCCGCCAUGUCUCUCUUGGCCGCUCCCGCCCCCUUCCUCUUCCUCAUCCUCCUCUUCCUCCUCCCACUGCCUCCCUGCCAGUCGGAGUCCCAGCGCAGUGACCCCAGCAGCUUCCCCAGCAGUGACCCCGAGGCCCGCUCGGCCUCCCCCUCCAUGUUCCCCUCCUUCUUCCCGCCCUCCAUGCCUUACGGCAACAGCACCACGCCUGCCAAAAAGGAGAAGUGUGGGGAGGUGUCCAUGUGCCGGCCCGGCAUCCUGCUGCCCGUCUGGCAGCCCAACCGGCCGGCGGUGGGCGAGCAGGUGGCCCGGGCGGUGAUCUACUUCGCCUCGCUCAUGUACAUGUUCCUGGGGGUCUCCAUCAUCGCAGACCGCUUCAUGGCCUCCAUCGAGGUCAUCACCUCCCAGGAGAAGCAGGUGACCAUCACUCUGCCUAACGGGGAAACAUCCGUGGCCACGGUUCGAAUCUGGAACGAAACCGUGUCCAAUCUGACGCUCAUGGCUCUCGGCUCCAGUGCUCCAGAGAUACUGCUGUCUGUUAUAGAGGUGUGUGGUCACGGCUUCAAGGCUGGUGAGUUGGGACCAGCAACUAUCGUUGGCAGCGCCGCCUUCAACAUGUUUGUGAUCUUGGGGAUCUGUGUGUGGACGAUCCCUGAGGGUGAGACCCGAAAGAUCAAACACCUCCGGGUGUUCUUCAUCACCUCCUUCUGGAGCAUCUUCGCCUACAUCUGGCUCUACCUCAUCCUGGCCGUCAUCACGCCCGGCGUCGUGGAGGUGUGGGAGGCCCUGGUGACCCUGCUGUACUUCCCGGUGUGUGUCAUCCUGGCGUGGAUCGCAGACCGCCGCCUGCUCUUCUACAAAUACAUGGGCAAGCGUUACCGUGCCGACAAGCGUCACGGCAUCGUCGUGGAAACAGAGGGAGACUUGACGCCCAACAAGGUGGGCAUGGAGAUGAUCAUAGAUGGCAAGCUGACACAUCGAGGUGGGGCCGUGGUCCCUGCAGAGAACUGUGGGGGUGUAGCUCAGGACGGAGCAGCAGGCGUCAAUAACGUUGGUGGGGGGGGCAACCUGCCCAACUCCAACAGCACCAUGGUGAAUGUGGAGAGCAACAAGGAGCUGGACGAGAGCCGCAAAGAGGUGAUUCGUAUCAUAAAGGAGCUGAAGCAGAAGUAUCCGGACAAAGAGCUGGACCAGCUGGUGGAGCUGGCCAACUACUACGCCCUGCUGCACCAGCAGAAGAGCAGAGCCUUCUACCGCAUACAGGCGACUCGUAUGAUGAUCGGAGCGGGGAACGUCCUGAAGAGGCACGCAGCCGACAACGCUCGCCGCACAGCGGUCACCGACGAGGAGGCGCCAGAGGAAGAAGACAACGUGGGGAUCUGCAGCCGCAUCUCCUUCGAGAGCGCCCACAGUCAGUGCAUGGAGAACUGCGGGGUCCUGACCCUGGCUGUGGUCUGCCUAGGCGGUCUGGGAGAGAAUACCUUCUAUGUAGACUACAAGACAGAGGACGGUUCAGCCAACGCUGGCUCGGAUUACGAAUACAACGAGGGAACUCUGGUGUUCAAACCUGGAGAGACGCGCAGAGAGAUCAAGGUCGGUAUAAUCGAUGACGACAUAUUCGAAGAGGACGAGCACUUCUUUGUGCGCCUGCUGAAUCUGCGAGUUGGCGACGCAGAAGGCAUGUUCGAGAGCGACGAGGUGGGAGCCGCCCCCAAAGGUCGAUUGCUUGAGCCCCUGGUUGCCACGGUGACCAUCCUGGACGACGACCACGCCGGCAUCUUCACAUUUAGCGAUCGCAUGGUGCGGGUGAGCGAGAGCGUGGGCACCAUGGAGGUGACGGUGGUGCGCAACUCAGGGGCCCGCGGCACCGUCAUCCUGCCCUACAGCACCGAGUCCGGGACCGCCAAGGAGGGGGAGGACUACGAGGAGGCCAGAGGGGAGCUGGAGUUCAACAACGACCAGACCACUCAGACGUUCCAGGUGAGGAUCAUUGAUGAUGAAGAAUAUGAAAAACAUGAGAACUUCUUCAUAGUUCUGGAGGAGCCGCGCUGGCUGAAGAGAGGGAUCUCAGCGCUGCUGCUCAGCCAAGAGGGGGCGGAGGGGCAGAUGAGCCCUGAGGAGGAGGAGGCCCGGAGGAUAGCAGAGAUGGGGAAGCCCAUCCUGGGAGAGCACAGCCGCCUGGAGGUGGUCAUCGAGGAGUCCUACGAGUUCAAGAGCACCGUGGACAAGCUCAUUAAGAAGACCAACCUGGCGCUGGUGAUCGGCACACACUCCUGGAGGGAGCAGUUUGUGGAGGCGGUCACUGUCAGCGCAGGUGAUGGCGACGAUGACGAAGAGGGUAGUGAAGAGCGUCUUCCAUCUUGUUACGACUACUUCAUGCAUUUCGUCACCGUCUUCUGGAAGGUUUUGUUCGCCUGCGUCCCGCCCACAGAGUACUGGAACGGCUGGGCCUGCUUCUUGUUCUCCAUCAGCACCAUCGGCCUCCUCACCGCCUUCAUCGGGGAUCUGGCGUCACACUUCGGCUGCACCGUGGGGCUGCGGGACACCGUGACCGCCGUGGUGUUCGUGGCGCUGGGAACCUCUAUUCCAGACACCUUUGCCAGCAAAGUGGCCGCCAUGCAGGACCAGCAUGCUGAUGCGUCUGUUGGUAACGUCACCGGUAGCAACGCUGUCAACGUGUUCCUGGGGAUCGGCGUGGCGUGGACGGUGGCCGCCGUCUACUGGAAAGUCAAAGGGAAGGAGUUCAGGGUGGACCCAGGGUCGCUGGCCUUCUCCGUCACUCUCUUCACCAUCUUCGCUUUCAUCUGCAUGGGCGUGCUCCUGUUCAGACGCCGGCCCUCUAUCGGGGGGGAGCUCGGGGGGCCAAGGAGGGCCCGCAUCGCCACCAGCCUGCUGUUCCUGGGCUUGUGGUUCCUCUACAUCCUCUUCUCCAGCCUGGAGGCCUACUGCCACAUCAGCGGCUUUUAAAAAGAAGAUGGAAAAUGUUCUGAAAGAAUAUUGCACAGCAACACAAACAUAUACUUUAACACUCAGUCCAUACAGUACACAGUUCUACAUGAAACAAGUGUGAGAUGUUUGGAAGUGUUCCGGCUUUUAAUGCAGGGAUACUAAAACACUUCAGAUACAUAUUCACACACACACACACACACACUAUGUACGCAUGUGUAAACAGAUCAUAACAAACACACACAGGCAGUUACAGGCAUGAUAAAGGGCGAGAGGAAGUGUUAGUGAAGUGUUAAGGUUAGUGAACACAAGAGGUUACUGCAACAAAGUAAGCAGAGCGCAGACUGAGAGAGAAAGAGUGAAUGUGAAGUUGAGAUUUUCGAGGUGAGAAAGGUCAGAUGAGCCUCUGGAGUGCUGUCUCAUUCUUUUCUACAGCCGGGGGGGUGGGUUGCCCUGUAGGAUCAGACCGCUGAUAGAGAAGAAACCUGUGCACAUCAGACUAAAUGUAUCCAUCAGUUGCAUUGAAGGAACAACACUUUAGUUUCCUCAACAAAAAAACCUGCUCCCCCCCCCAUCUUUACUGGUACAGUCAACUGAGGAGGUGAAACGCUGUCUGAAAAGGAGUGGAAUGUUUACAAUAACAAUAGCAUUAAGUAUGUUUACCACUGGAGGUUCUUAUAAAGUGGUGAUGCUGAUCUAAUACACUGUACAGAAGAACGCGGUUCUCCACACGCGCUGUAAAUAAUGAAACCAGUGUGCUGUACAUAUAGAGUGUUGUGUUUUCAGUAGGCAGAUGAUGCCUACCAUUGACCAAGUUAGACAGGGAGGAAAUAUGUAGCUACUGUUCUGUACAAUUAGUCAUAUUACAGAGAAAAGAAAAGAAAACACCACCAUCAGGUCUCUGCUUCCACCUUUUUUAUAUCCAUGCAGAAGAAACACCACAGAUCCCCAACAUUAUAAUGGUGAACAUUUUUGGAAUCAUAAUAUUAGGCAGUAAAAGUGUUAGCUGCCCAAACAGAUGAAUGCCACACUGGUGAAAUAAAACAGCCAUAUCCCCUACAUACUGCGUUCAAGUCAGAUGUGUCUCUCAGAUGUUUGUACACCAAACCAACAGAUUUGGCAUGUAUAGCCAGAUACAGACACACAAAUAGUCAAGCAGAAAUACUAUGUAAAAGGAAACGAUCAGAAUACACCUGUAAAUGACAUCCCUGAUGUUAAAUCAGACAUAUAAUGCUCACUUUCAGGUUUAUACUGGCCUUUUAGGUUUCUAUCUGAAUUUUGAGUUUUUAAUGAUAUGUCCACUUUACCUGUAUAAAGCUGAGUGUGCAGGCACACAGGAGGGAGGAGAGGCGUUUGUUCUGAGGGAAACAAAAAGGGCAUUUUGUUCUCCUCAAAGGUCAAAUGUGUGCUGUGUGGAACUUGGUUGGAGGCUCCAUCCAGACAGACUGAGAUGACGGAACUCCUUCAGUAAUGUGGAAACAGAGCAACCCAUUACUGCGGCAUGUUUCCUUUAAUUACCUUCAGUGACAGCAGCACGGACAGGCAAACAUGCAUGGGUGGUCAAACAAGACUUAACAGUGUUAGUUUACUUUCAACAGUGAAGCCUAUGAAGCUAGUACAUUACAAUAUAGUCUUAAAAAAACGGACAAAACAGAUUCCAAUCAUCAUCAAGUCUACAGCAUAAUGAUCCACACACAAGAUCCUAAGCUACACUCAAAUUAGGAUGCAGGAUGCCGGUCUCAACCACUAACAUUUUCAAGAUGGCACCCUUACAAUGCCUUAAGAUACAAUUCUCAAGUACAAAUCCAGUAUUCAAGCUUUCAGCUGUACAGAGCUGCACUUUAUCUGAUGUAACUGAAACACACUGUUUUCUUAGUGCAAUUCAAUACAAGAACCAGACAUGCUUAAAAUUACUUUCCAUUUUAAUGGAAGGUGUGCACACUGUUUCAAAAGAACUUACUUGCAAACAAACUAAGGUCUAUCAUCUAACAUUCUCCUGUUUACAGUCUGUAGGUCAGCAGCAGACAAUGCUUUCCAUUUUCAAAUCACGCGUUCGCAUCCAAAAGAGUAAAUCUGCACAGAAGCCGCAGUCUCACUUUGCAUUUGAAUAAAACACAGUUUCUAUAGUCAUAGUACCAUAGUGUUGGCUGUUUUUAGUGAAUAAAACCUCACUGUCGCUCAGUAAUGCAUGGCAGAGUUGGAACAUACAAUACAAAUGUUCAUAAGCUUCUGAAGCUACUGGCUGCUAUAUAGACAGUAAAAUCAACUAGAGAAGUGCAAAACUGUUAAAUCUAAAGUGGCAUCGACACACCAACAGUUCAGCUUUAUCACUUUCAACUUUAAGAUACAUAAAGCUGAGAGGUCAGUCCAUGAAAAAAUAAAGUCAUAGCUAAUGUAGCAAGAAAACCUCAUAGUAUAAUAUUAAAGAAGCUAGAAGCAUCCAGAGUCCUGCAUCCUUUUCUACAUGGGGAAGAGUUGAUUCAAUACGGCGUCCCAUCAGUUACCAUUAUAUUUACUGUAAUAUUCAAUGCUUGAAGGUAGGGUAGGUAAGAAUGGAGAAACCAGCUCGAGUGCGCUAGAAUUUGAAAGUACACAACCGGAAAAAAUAUGCCCCUUCCUUCAGACUUCCUUACAGAGCCCCUCCUCCAACACACACGAACGCGCACAUGACCAAUGAGGGCACGAGAUAACUUUGUGCACAGAUGGAAGGCUGACAGGCAGGUAGGACAUCCAGUUAUUUUAGCCGGGCCGGCUAAAAUGAUUGGUCGUGCUUUUUACAGUACUACGGCUUCCACAGAUGACAUUUUUUUAUGGAUUUAUUGUCAAAGCAUUUAAUAUAUUCAUUGCUAUCGGGAUGUUAAGAGCAUUCCAUGGAAUAUAACAAAAAGUGUAUCUGAAGUGAAUUACCUACCCCACCUUUAAUAUCAGUCACUUUACAUACCCUGCCCUGUGCUGCGGGUGCAUCACAAGCAUUUCACCCACAAAAGUGCUAUCCAGGUGGAAUUUGUUAUAUCUAUUGUUACACACAAUAAUAUCAGAAAGAUUGGAUUCGUUAACCCUUGACUAACUAUACUUUGUAAACUUUCUAAAACAGAUUUUGUAUCCUUUCCUUGCCAAUAUAGCUGAAGUACAUUUUUUUGUACUUCUAAACAAUGUUUAGAAUGGUAUCGAUAUAUUACGAUUGGUAGUGUUGAUUACAUCCUUAGUAAAUUUAGUAGAUUAGAUUUUGAUAUAUUUUCCACAGCGAGGAAGCUUCCCUUUGAACUGCUCAAACAGUGUAGUGUAUUUUAACCACACAUAAUCCAUCUAAUUUACAUGUUUGUGUCUAUGUUACUUAUGGAUAAGAUCAUUUACUUAGAUAUUUAUUUAUUUACAAGAAGAUUAUUUAUCUAUAGAUUAGCUGUGCCGCAGGUCCUUGAGGCGGACAGUUUGGAGUUUAGUUCAAGGAGUGUGGUUUCAAUGUGCAAUACAGAAAACUAUUAAAACACAUCUCAUCUCUUUAGUAGCUUUGACGAGAGGACAGUUCACAUUUUCUUCUACUCCGGCGUUUGUUGUAACGCUCCGCCAACGUACAUUUAUCCUUUCAGUUCUCUCAGAGGAGGAGUUUUGAGUCUAAGUAGCAUGUUUACAUGAAGAAACUGUGGAACAUUGUGAGUAUAAUUGUCAAUUGUGGGUCGUCAUGAGCUAAAGAAGAACUUUUUGUUGAUAUUAACGGUGUCUGUGGGGCAGGUCAGUGGUGUGUGAGGUCGCUUCAGUAGCUUAGAUCUACUCAUUAAACACACACACACACAAACACAGAUACACAUGCACACAGAUCUGCUGGACUCUUGUGUAAGAAUGAUCAGCACCAGCGGUACAGAAUGUAGACGGCGUGCCCUGUCCCUGCAGGUGUGGCUCAGCACCUAAACACAGAACUCUACAAUGUCCGGACAAUGUUCCGUGUUUCCAUGAACUUCUGAACUAACUGUCUGGCUUCGGCCUUUGCUGUUCUGUAGCUUGAUGUGAUGCCUCUCUUCCCCACCCCCUCCCCAGUGUGUGUCUGUGUUUGCUUCCCUUCCGUGUUCCUCUGCAGAUGCAUGUUGAAUCCCCGUGUUUGUGUGUUAGCAGCAUGGUCUACUGUGAUGGACGCCUAUUGGCACACUUGUAAUUUCCCACAGUUUGGAAUCGCAAACACCAGAGGCUCUCUGUGAAAUAAAAUGAGCAAGUGGCACACAUAUACUCUACUCCAUACAGAUAUACUGAAGAUAACACACACAGAGGCAUUUAUGGGCCAGUGUCCACUGCUUACUUGUUUUGUUACCUUUAAAAGCUGUGAGAGCGUGCUAAGCGGGCUAAGUCUGCAACGAGCAACAUCCCAGGUCUUCUUUUUGUUUGUUGGUGUACGAUAUUUCUGUGUCUGUGUUAGUGCCCCUCCUCUUCUUGUUCUCCCAUGUGUCCCAGCCCCCAAGGUCUUGCUCUUCAAUGUGUCUCUGUGAAGAUUUUUCCUGUGAUGAUGAAAAUGUCUCUCUCUGCCUGAACUUUAGUAGGAAAACAAUGACUGAGUUACUCCGAUAUCAUGUGAUAGACAUAAAAAUGUAUUCAAUACUGUAAUAAAUUAUUAACUGAAGCUGAUAUAUAAGUUUUCUUAUGAAAUGCAUAAAAACAAUAUUUGAAAAACGACAACUUGUUUUUGAGAUAAUGGCAUGAGGUCUAAUGUGUUACCGAAAGAUAAUGAAGGUCUUUAAUUAAGUCAAAUUGACCUUAUUUGAAUAUAGUUUAUUUAUUUUCAAGGCA